CUCGAAACACAGCAGCCUCCUCGCCGCUUCACCGCAGCCCGUCGCUCCCUGCGCCGUCCCCCCUCGCUGCUGCGCUCCUGACGACCUGUCCUCGUGCGCUGCACCCUCCCCCUACAGCUCCUCGCGCCCAACGCCGCCCCAUUGGACCGCCGCACCAGCUGUCGCAGCCCCGCCACGGUUAGCUACGUCCCGCCACGGGCCCUCCAGCAUGGGGGUUUCUCUCAUCGACAUCCAGCGCGACUUGAUCCUCAGCACCAUCCGCAACACGACCCGCGGCGACUGGAAGGUCCUGGUCACAGACGAGGAGAGCCGCAAGCUCAUCGACAAUGUCGUCAAGGAAGAUGACAUCCUCGACUCCAACAUUACGAACAUCGAGCGCAUCGAGGACAGGCGCCAGGCGCAGCCCGACACCGAUGCCGUCUACUUCCUCACCCCGAAGCCGCACAUAAUAGACUGCCUCAUGGCCGACUUCGAGCGCCGGCGAUACAAGGGCGCAUUCCUGAUAUGGACCACAUUGCCCGCGGGCCCUCUUCGCGAGCGCUUGGAACGCUCCCAGAUGGCUCAGCAGCAGAUCCGCUCCUUCAAGGUCAUGCACCUCGACUUCCACCCGCGCGAGUCCCACCUCGUGACCUUCAAGGACCCCUGGAGUUUUCCGAUCCUCUUCCAUCCCGAAUGCAACAACCUCGUCAAGCACCACAUGGAGGAGGUGGCCGAGAAGAUUGUCGGCGUUUGCGUCGCGCUCGGCGAGUACCCCACCAUUCGCUACUACCGGCCGCGUGCCCCUACCCACGAAGCCAGCGUCCUCUGCUCCCAUCUUGCUCGCUUCGCCCAAGACAAGCUCGACAUGUACGCACAGUACAACCCCGACUUCCCGCCCCCAUCGAACCGCCCGCGCGGUGCUCUUUACAUCACCGACCGUUCCAUGGAUCUGUUUGCGCCGCUCCUCCACGAGUUCACAUAUCAGGCCAUGGUCCAUGACCUGCUCAAGCUGCAAGAAGGAGACAAGGUCAUAUACAGAACUGUCAUCGCAGAUGAGAAUGGAGAGGAAGAGAAGGACAUGGAGAUCAGUGACAAGGAUAAGAUUUGGGUCGAGUACCGCCACCGACACAUGAAGGACACCAUCGACAAGUUGAUAUCCGACUUCCAGAAGUUCAUCGCAGACAACCCCCACUUUACCAACCAGGAUGCCGCGAAUGCUGGCGGAAUGAAUGGGCUGAAUGCCAUCAAGGAUAUGAUGGCCGGCCUGCCUCAGUUCCAGCAAACGAAGGAGGCUUAUUCGCUCAAUAUCAGCAUGGCCCAAGAGUGCAUGGAAAUUUUUCAGAAACAAAAACUUCCUGACUUGGCCUCCGUCGAACAGUGUCUCGCCACCGGACUUGACGAGGAGUACAAGAAAGCCAAGAACAUGGCAGAUCAGGUGAUUCGCACUCUGGAUGAAGACGCAGUUACAUCCAGCGACCGACUUCGCCUUAUCGCCUUGUACGUCCUAUACAGGGACGGAAUCCUUCCAGCUGACCUCACCAAACUUCUUUUGCACGCGCAAUUACCCCUUGAAGACGGCGCUGUCGUCAGGAACCUUGAAUCUCUAGGCGCACACACAGCGCGGGGACUGAAGGAUAAGCGCGAGCCAACUCCUCCAAUAUUUCCACGUAAAACGAUCCCACCGGUGAACGCCGAGGAAUACGCCUUAUCCCGCUACGAACCCGUCCUUAAAGACGUUCUAGAGGAGCAUGUCCUUGGCCGCGUUCCUCAAGAUGUAUUCCCGUAUACCAAAGGAAGCCCCGAGGAUCCCGGAAUGAAUGACGUUACGCCCGCAUCGUCUCUGCGCUCUGCAAAGCCAACGUGGGCAAAAUCAAAGUUGUCAAGCGUGGAACCACGCCAGCGCAUCAUUGUUUUCAUGGCAGGCGGAGCAACAUACUCGGAGGCGCGCGCAUGCUACGAGAUCACCGAGAAGACGUCGAGGGAUGUUUUCCUCGUCACCUCACACAUGAUGAACCCCGGCCUCUAUCUCCGGCAGAUCGGCGACCUGAGCCAAAACCGCCGAGCGCUGCGACUGCCAGCUGACCAGCCACCACCAAAGGCGCCAGCGCAUCUCUUUGAAAAACCAGAGCCUCCAAAGCCCGCACCUCCCCCAGCGGGUAUGAAGCCCGGGGUCCCAGGCGGAAGACCCAACAUCCCGGGUGGUCUCCCCUCGCGGCCCGGCGGCAGCGGUGCGCCGCCAACCGCAGGUAUGGCCAACAUGUCGCUGAAUUCGCGGCCACAAGGGCAGCCUACGCCACCGCCCGCCCCCCCAGGCAAACACGGCAAAGAAGAAAAGGAGAAGAAGAAGAAGAAGCACCACUUCUUCAGUUCGUCCAAGUCGUAGGGCAGCUUUGGCGAUGUUCUUCUUCGUUUUUGAUCUUGGUGGGGGCUUUGGCUCGUUUUAGCGUUGCAUGGGGGAGCAUUGGGAGGACAAGGCAUGGCGCAUGGCGUCUGGGUCUCUGUCUACGAUACCACUGGUUGGAGCUAGACAGUCAGAUUAGCGUAGUUUGUAUACGAUUGAACAUACAUUCUGCAGUAUUGG
Messenger RNA from Paraphaeosphaeria sporulosa, 2560 nucleotides. RefSeq names its product syntaxin-binding protein-like protein 2. Gene Ontology annotation, biological process: vesicle-mediated transport; intracellular protein transport. The record is from RefSeq and is a predicted model, not a curated record. The coding region runs from base 209 to 2362 and encodes 717 amino acids. The transcript has 6 exons. Gene Ontology annotation, molecular function: syntaxin binding. NCBI's taxonomy places the organism in Eukaryota, Fungi, Ascomycota, Dothideomycetes, Pleosporales, Didymosphaeriaceae. Gene Ontology annotation, cellular component: secretory granule; plasma membrane.